CAUAUGUAAUCCAGACCACAGAGUUCGAACUAGCGAACAUUGUGACUCAGGACACUUAUGAAUAAAAAACACAAAGGUGGACUUCCAGAGAAAUUACCUUUUAUACUUCAGUCACCCUUAGACUAGACUGCAGAUUUAUAAACGUGCAAGGUAGCAAUCUUCUCUGGUUUGAAUAAGCGUUCAAGCACUUUUAUUUCUAUAACUAUUGGUUCCUGCUUUUCCUUUCUUGCUUUGCUUUGCCAUUAAUAAUUAUAUUGUGGAAUAUUUAUUAAUAAGGUAUUAUGAGGUUUUACAACGUUCGCUUGUUUGAAAUCUGAACGAAAAGCGGUAUAACAAUGCAUACCGUGUGAAGGUCUACAGUGUUUGUCAUCUAGCUGAAGCAAACACACUAAAAGCAAGUUUUGCUUGUUGCAGCAAGAUGGCAGUAGUGUCGACAUGCUGAAUGCGGACUCUGAUGACGUCAGCCCACCUGAGGAAUCAGUUUCUUCCAGCAGAAGAAGUAGUAGAGUGUUGAAGAAUGACUUAUUACUGCACGAGGCGGUCAUCAAGAACGACACGGACGCGGUUAAAAAAGUGCUCAAAGAACACGUAGACAUCAACUCUAGGAAUAACUAUGGACGAGCACCCAUUCACUGGGCGGCCUCCCGAGGCAGCACCGACAUAAUGGAGCUUCUGAUAGGAGCCAAGUGUGACAUAGAAGCACGAGACAAAUACGGUAUGAGGCCGCUGCUGAUGGCCGCCUGGCAUGGGCACACGGAUGCCGUGCAGCUCCUCAUCAACUGUGGGGCCAGCGUAGUCGCCACCAACAAGAAGCAGUACACUCUCCUCAUGUGUGCGGCCCGCAACAACCGGUUGUCCGUGGUCAACUUCCUGCUGGACUCCCUGGAACACGUGGACGUAGACCUCGUGGACAUGGACCGCCAGACCGCACUGCACCACGCCGCCCAGGCCGGUCACAAAGAUGUGGUAGCCCGCAUCGUCCAGGCCGGUGCCAACACGAAAGUCGUCAACAGGCAAGGACGCACAGCUCUGCACCUGGCCAGCGAGAAGGGACAUGUGGACGUGGUCGAGUUCCUGCUGAGGCACGAAGCCCAGAUGGAGACGAGAGACGAGGAUGGUAACAGUCCCUUGCACCUGGCGGUCGAGAACAAACACCUCAUGGUCACUCAGCUCCUCCUGGAGUCCGGCACUCCUCCCGAUAUAGACAACCAUAAAGGCAUGACAGCUCUGCACAUAGCCAGCAGCCUGGGGUGUAGAGGCAUUAUAGACACGCUGCUGCAGUACGGCAGUGAUGUUGACAAACAGAGCAAGAACGGUUGCACCCCGCUACAUCUUGCGAGCGAAGCGAACGACUGCGAGACCGUGGAGCUCCUCAUCUCCAAGGGCGCUGACCUCAACGCUCUCAACUCGAGGCUACAGUCACCUAUCCAUAUCGCGGCGGAGUUCGGGUACACGGAAAUCUGCAAGGUGCUGCUGGCCGCGGGCGCCAACAUCGAGCAGCGAGAGCAGGGAGGCCGGACGCCGCUGUACAUCGCCGCCAGAGGGAGCUUCACCGCCAUCGUGGACAUGAUCAUCAAGACCGCCCGCCUGGAUUAUCCGGAGCCUGAGGACAACUGCGAGGGAGGGCCGCAGAGUGCGGCACGACGGAAGUGGAGGUCGCAGCAGGAGGGAGGUGUGGGGGAGUGCCAGGACAGACUGCGACCGGUCCUCCACAAGCUGGCACACAGACAACUGGACGCAGGAGACUGGAAGCGGCUAGCACACCACUGGGCGUUCACGGAGGAGCAGAUACGGGCCAUAGAACACCAGUACACAGGUCCCAACAGCUACAAGGAGCACAGCUAUCGGAUGUUAUUGAUAUGGAGCGAGGGUCUGAACCAGGAGGUGAAUCCCGUCAAGAGUUUGUGUGAGGGACUCUGUGCCAUUAACAAGAAAGCUGUGGCAGAAUCGAUAAGGAAGAAGCUGAACGAAGACAUCGAGUUGCCGCAGAAGAGUGGACACCUGUGUUGUACAUCAUGUUCCAUGUUCUAGUCUCGGCACGCCCCAGCCCCUGGCUUCUAGACGUUGUAUGUUCCGUAGCACUGCGAUGUUCUGAACUGUGCUCUGUCGUCGUCAAUUACGUGAAAAACUGAAACCAUCAGCAUUUUAAGUUAAACACUGUACAUUGGAGAAUGCACACUAAAAAUAAAGGGAAGUCAUGCUAUA
Messenger RNA from Homalodisca vitripennis (glassy-winged sharpshooter), 2205 nucleotides. RefSeq names its product ankyrin repeat and death domain-containing protein 1A-like. The record is from RefSeq and is a predicted model, not a curated record. Gene Ontology annotation, biological process: signal transduction. The coding region runs from base 436 to 2031 and encodes 531 amino acids. Gene Ontology annotation, molecular function: protein binding. Lineage: Eukaryota; Metazoa; Arthropoda; Insecta; Hemiptera; Cicadellidae. The transcript is spliced from 13 exons.